This is a messenger RNA of Diachasmimorpha longicaudata, 1769 nucleotides long. It is a transcript of the gene CaBP1, whose product is annotated as protein disulfide-isomerase A6 homolog. Gene Ontology annotation, biological process: response to endoplasmic reticulum stress. Gene Ontology annotation, cellular component: endoplasmic reticulum lumen. Gene Ontology annotation, molecular function: protein disulfide isomerase activity; protein-disulfide reductase activity. The coding region runs from base 144 to 1454 and encodes 436 amino acids. The record is from RefSeq and is a predicted model, not a curated record. NCBI's taxonomy places the organism in Eukaryota, Metazoa, Arthropoda, Insecta, Hymenoptera, Braconidae. The transcript is spliced from 4 exons.
ACCGUAGUCUGGAGACGAAACGACUGCUAGGCAACUGUUUUCCUAUAACUGGGGAUAAAUAAAGUCGUGUGUGCACUUGUGAGUUUCUAAUAAACGUUUUGGCAAAAACUGUGCGAUAAGCGACUGCCAACGCAGCAGAAGCUAUGAAGGUUCUUCUCGGUAUUUUGUUGCUCACCGUUGGAGCAAAUUGUUUGUAUUCAUCUAAUUCAGAUGUUGUACAGUUGAAUCCUAGUAAUUUUGAUAAACUUGUGAUAAACAGCGAUGAAGUGUGGAUUGUUGAAUUUUUUGCACCUUGGUGUGGACACUGCAAGGCAUUGACUCCAGAGUACGAUAAAGCAGCUACUGCACUAAAGGGAGUCGUCAAGGUUGGAGCUGUAGAUGCUGACGAGCACAAAUCUCUCGGCUCCAGGUUUGGAGUUCGAGGUUUUCCGACAAUAAAAAUUUUCGGAGCGAACAAGAACAAGCCCGAGGACUUCCGUGGUGACAGGGCAGCAUCAGGUCUGGUUGACGCAGCACUGAGCGCUGCCAAAGACAAGGUCAAGUUAGCUCUGAAUGGCAAGAGGGGCAGUAGCAGCAGUGGAGACUCAUCAGAGUCGAGAAGGUCGAAGUCUCGCACCGAUGUCAUUGAGCUCACCGACGAUAACUUCGAUAAUUUGGUCUUGGAGUCAGAUGACAUUUGGCUCGUGGAGUUCUUCGCACCCUGGUGUGGACACUGCAAGAAUUUGGAGCCAGAAUGGGCUUCAGCGGCUACUGCAUUGAAGGGAAAAGUCAAGCUCGGAGCACUGGACGCUACCGUUCACCAGGAUAAAGCCCGUGAAUAUGGAAUCAGGGGAUAUCCUACCAUCAAGUACUUCGCACCCGGCUCCAAGGGCUCUGAUUCAGCUGCUGACUAUGAUGGUGGUAGAGUAUCUUCGGAGAUUGUCAAUUGGGCACUUGAAAAAUGGUCGGUCAAUGUACCACCACCGGAGGUUAUCCAACUCGUUGGCAAACGUUCGUGGGAUGAUGCUUGUGAUGGAAAGCAAAUCUGCGUGGUCUCUGUUUUACCGCAUAUUCUUGAUUGCCAGGCAGAUUGUAGAAAAGGCUAUAUCAGCACUUUACAAAAACUUGCGGACAAAUUCAAACAGAAGGACUGGGGAUGGUUGUGGGCUGAGGCCGGAGCUCAACCAGAUGUAGAGGAAGGCCUGGAGAUCGGUGGAUUCGGUUACCCAGCGCUGGCCGCUAUCAACGCAAAGAAGCUCAAAUAUUCUCUUAUGAGAGGCAGUUUCUCAUACGAAGGAAUCAAUGAAUUCCUGAGGGACCUCAGCUACGGCAGAGGUGGUACUGCUCCAGUUAGAGGUGCUGCACUUCCAAAGGUCCUCGAAACAAAAGCAUGGGACGGACAGGACGGUGAACCUCCACAGGAGGAAGAUAUUGAUCUCAGUGAUGUCGAUUUGGACGAGAAAGACGAACUUUAGAGGAGUAAGAUUUGUGAUGAGAGUUUCAAAGAAUGAGUCAUUUACCACAUCGUCAAUUCUCUUCCAGUGCAUUUGUAAAUCAUACCCGUUUUUUUUUUUGUUAAACGUCAUUCCUCGUCGAUUUUUUAUAUGAAGAAAGGGGGAGAAUUGGAGCUCACCUGAUUUUUAUUUUUUGAAACAUUUUUAAUCAUAAAUAAUUAUGAUGAUCGUGUGAACGGACUGUGUAAUUUUGCUACAAGUCAUAGAGUAUGAAAACACACAAAUGAAAAAUCAGGAUGACCUAUUAUAAAAAUAAAUACAAUAAUUUCUACGGUA